AUGGCGGCCUCCAGCAGCUUUGAAGAGCUUUGCCGCCAGAAGAAUGUCGAUCCUGAGGAAUGGCGAAAAUCUCUGGCAACGCCGAUCAUGGCGGAGAAGUGCCUGUUGGACAUGAAUGAAGAGGAACUGCUUGCCCACCACCAGCGAGUUCUAGACCGAGCCAAUGCCACCAAAGAAGACCGUGCUCUAUUGGUUCUGGAGAGGACCCAGGAGGGGCGACUGGAGCGUCAGGCCUUGAAGGUUUGGGCGCAACAGAUGCGCGACGCUGAGCAGGUGAAAGCCGAACAGGUGCCAGAAAUGCUGGAAAGCCUGAGAUACGAAAUCUCGAACAACGAGGUUCACUUCCUUCUUCAUCAGUUCGGAGCCACCAAGGGCUUGGACAUGAUUCCAGAGCGUGUGCUGAGUCAACACCAGUGGCUUUGGUUGGUUGGGGAGUGCCAGAUUCUCAAGGAAUCCUACAAGCACGUGAAGCGAGAGGAGUGGGAAGCUGGAUAUGCCAACCAUGUUCAGAAACUUACGCUCCAGGAUGCUGCUGGCGUCCCGGAGGCAAGUGUAGGUGAGACAGGCUGGUGGUGGACCAACGGUGAAAAGGCUGGACAUGCAGCGGCCUUGAAGAAGUUCGCCUGGGGAAUGCAGCCCGAGAUCGAAGCUGAGCUCCUCCAAGAACUGGAGCUCUUCAUUGGACCCAGGAUCAAGGAUGCACCAGAUGGCGUGAAAAGUCCCAAUCUUUCGAUCCAAAAGGAAGCCAGCACAGCCAUUUUCAAAAUGCAGCAGCUUUCAGUGCACACGAUUAUUGCCUUGCAAACUGCCUUGCUGAUUUUCCUGCAGUUUGGAGAGAAGGCUUUGCCUUCUCUUUUUGCUGCGCGAAAGGCUUGCCAUGCCGGAAGUGGUGCCCUGAUGCUAUUGCUGGAUUCACGAGAUCCAAUUGCCAGGGCCUUCAUCUAUGUGGUGGUGGUUAGCUCUCUGGCGAUGACAUGGCGGCUAGUGCCCAAGUGGGUCCCAAGCUUCCGCUUCGGAGAUGUCUACGAUGUAGGAAUCUCAGUGUACUUGUUGAUUGUCUUUGCCUGGUUCUACCUCCAGCAGCCCGUGGCUGCUUUGGCACCGCUUUUUUUCGCAGAUCCAGCUGGAGCUGUGGUUGGAAAAUUUUGCUCCAAGAGAGGUUUUAAUCGCGCAUGGUGGGAGAACAAGACCAUCAUGGGGACCUUGGCCGUGCUGGUGGUGGCAUACCUCAGGCGGCUGGCGAGGAUCUGGGGACCACAGAGAUUGCUGAGAUUGCUAAGCUGCCAAUGGGGCCCCAGUUAUCAAACUGGUGCGGCUUCACCUUUCUGCACGGCCAGUUUGGAUGCUCCCACCUAUCCGAGGGUUCUGCUCGCUGUACUUUGCGCCUUGGCUGAAGCCUUUGGAGGUGCACUUCCCAUCCCGUGUACUUCCACGGAUGGCGUUAAGAGAAAGAAGCUGUCUCCUCCGGAAUUGAAACUGUACCUGUACUUCUACUUCUUUGUUUUCUGCAUCAGCAUCGGCGCUAUGGCCGUGGCCCUCAGCAUGCGCAUUCCUCAGGGCGUAAGCCGAGCUGUUGAGGAUUUGGCCGAUGAGGAUGAUUUGGAUUUGCGCUGGCUGGAGGAUCGACUUACUUGGGCGGCCCGUCUUGGUGACGCAGCGCAAGCACUGCGUGGAUGGGAAACUGACUCCGAGAUCAGUGAGUUGGAGAGGUGGCGAUCCCUAGAGGAGAUGGCAAAGCUGCGAUGUGAAAAGAGGCGUGAAGCAAGCAAAUUGGAGAAGCUGGAAAAGCGCUUGCAUUUGGUUUCUACCAGCUGCGUUGAGGCUCAGAGUCAGUUGGCCGGCUUGAAAAGAGAGCGUGACUUGCUGAAGGACUGUGUCCAAGAACUGCUGGUGCUUACUCAACCGGGAUCGAAAGCUUUGUCGCGUUCCGAGGUGGUUGCAAGCCCUGGACGGCAAAGAUCUCCAGAGGUGUCGGCCAAAGGUGCCACAUCCCUGGGUCCGCCAGUGGCACGUACUCCGCAAGGAGCCACUCCACGCUCGGCAAGGAGUGGUGGUGCAGCUACUCCCAAUGUAUUGACGGUCCCCAGCCGUCGGGUUCGCUUUGAUGACAAGCUCAUGGAGUCACCACGUGAGCCUCGUGUUCCAUUGCCUGCAGGGCAGGUUUGGCACUAUGUGCCCAUCCUGAAGCAUCUCCCAGCAGAACCUGUGACGCAGCAGGAGCCAACGGCAGUAGCUGGAGAACAUCCAGGCAGUGCCAGGAGGUCGCGGUCACCCACACCUUCUGCACAGAGCGACAAUGGCGAGGCUCUUCCAACAAUGGACUCAGCACGCCUUGCGCAAGCGUCAGGGGAGCCUGUGGUCAGGCAAGAUGCAUCCUGCGGCCAGGUGCAGUUGCCCCGCUGGGCCGCGGCCUCUCCUCCGGCCGCGCCGCAGCUGAUCCACGUGGCGUCGGCGCCGCGGCUGGUGCAGGGGCCAGGACAACCAGUCCCAGCAGUUCAGCCGUGGAUUCUUCGACAGCCCAUAACGCAGAUGGUGCCGCGACCAGCCGCUCCGGUGACCGUGCGGCGAGUGGUCCAAAGAUCCUGAUGUGACGAGAUAGCGAGGGGG
Molecule: messenger RNA, 2607 nt
Organism: Cladocopium goreaui
Lineage: Eukaryota; Dinophyceae; Suessiales; Symbiodiniaceae
Source: the annotation of a GenBank genome assembly